GUAUAAAAGCAAAGUUUAACUGGCGAGUACCACAGUCGUUAUAGAUAUUUCUACAAUUCUACAAGCGUUCUUUGACUAAAUAAUAAGAAAACAAAAUGGCUAACUCAAGUAGUGCACUGUUAAUUGCUGGUUUCAUUUGCAUGAUGGUCGUACAAAGUCUCGACGCACUUAACGCAGACGUCUACAAGUUAUCUGGUAAACGCAAGCCAUUGGUAACACGUGAGGAUCCUGCAGCAUUGGAAGAUUACAAGCGCACCAAGCGUCAAUUGCCGCAACCACUGCAAGAAUUUCAAGAUUUCAUAACCACUUCGAAGACGGAAUGCGCCAAAGAAAUGAAUAUCAAUCCAAAUGAAUUGCAAAAGGCGCUGCUUUACGAAGAUCAACCGACACCCAAGGAGAAGUGCAUGAUGGAGUGCAUUUUGAAGCGCAUGGAAGUGAUGAACCAAGACGACACGCUGUCGACCUCAGCGGUUGGACGUAUCGCUGACAUCAUUGGCGACAAUAAUGCCUUGAUCACAUCAAUUGCUAUGGCAUCAGCUGAGAAUUGCAAAAAGUUCAUCACCGCGGAGAAUUCCUGUGAGCGUGCCUAUCAAAUUAACAAAUGCAUCGCUAAUGAAAUGAAGAUGCGCAAGAUUAAGCUUAUAUAUUAAGUUACACUCUGAAUGCCUUAAACAUAAGGCUAAAAGUAAACCAUAAUUAUAGAAUAAUUAUAGUAUAUAUAAAUCGAAUUAAAUGCAGCCUCAGCAAACAUAUUAUUUGUAGCUAAACUAAAUAAAAGUUUCGAAACAUCCACAA
Messenger RNA from Zeugodacus cucurbitae (melon fly), 795 nucleotides. It is a transcript of the gene Obp19c, whose product is annotated as general odorant-binding protein 19d. Gene Ontology annotation, molecular function: odorant binding. Bases 96 to 650 code for a protein of 184 amino acids. Gene Ontology annotation, biological process: sensory perception of smell. The record is from RefSeq and is a predicted model, not a curated record. The transcript has 4 exons. Lineage: Eukaryota; Metazoa; Arthropoda; Insecta; Diptera; Tephritidae.